AUGUUUGGCAACGCCUCCUGUGAGGUGCACUACGAUGCCGCGACACGCACCUGGCUGGGGCCGCGGGGCAAGGAGUUCUACGGUCCCGAAAUGACGCUCGGCGAGGUGACGAUGCGUGUGCUGAAUCUGAAUGCGGACAAGGUGCUGCAGCAGUGCGAUAUUACGGGCGUGGAGCUGACGGGCGCUCAGCUAGCCCGACAGGGCCUCAUCAUUGAGCAGGCUUUCAAGCGGCUGGGUUUGCAGUGCGGCGAUGUUGUUGGCAUUUCGGCAAGUAAUACAACCUAUCUGACGGGCGUUACCAUUGCGGCCAUGCUCUGCGGCACGCCCAUCAAUCCAUUGCAUCCGGAUUUCGAUCAGGCGACCGUCAAGUACAUGUACGAUAUCACAGAACCGAAGCUGAUCUUUUGCGAUGUGGAGAACUAUGCGAUUAUCAAAGCGGUCAACGAGCAGCUGGCCAAGCCGGCUUUAAUCUACCUGGUGAACGGUCACAUUGAGGGUGUGCGCGAUGUCAGCGAACUUUUGCGUGAGGACUGCAUAGCACCAGCUGCCUAUGUGCCCUGCCCCAAGCUGAAUGGCGAUCACACCGCCUUCAUUGUGUGUUCCUCGGGCACAACGGGCAUGCCCAAGGGUGUGACCCGUUCGCAUCGCAGCCUGAUUUGCAAUUGCAAAAAUCCGAACACCUAUACCCGGGACACGAUCGUGCUGUCGUUCAGUCCGCUCUACUGGAUCUCCGGCACAUACAUGCUGCUGGCCAACCUGCUGAAUGGCUGCAAACGCAUCAUCACCCAUCGACCGUACACCGUGGACUACCUGCUGCAGGUGGUCGCCCGGCAUCAGGUGACCUUUCUGUUUCUGGCCUCGCAUCAGAUAGCGCUGCUCUCCAAAUGCCAAGACGAUGUGGCCAAGAUCAGAGCUCAGCUAGAAUCGGUGCGCGUGCUAAUUGGCGCCGGGUCAAAGGUGUGCAAGGCCGUCUCGCGGCGCAUGUACGAGCUGAUAGGAAAUAUGCGCUUCGUGGUCGGCUACGGCCUGUCCGAGGUGGGUGGCAUCAGCAAGAAUCUGGGCGGACCGCUGGGCAGCGAGGGCAAGGUUAUGCGCAAUGUGGAGCUGCGCGUCCUGGACAAGCUGCGCAUGCCGCUGGGCAUUAACGAGGUGGGCAUCAUCUAUGCGCGCCUGCGCUACAAAUGGGCGGGCUACUAUCGCAAUCCGGAGGCCACCAAACGCGCUCUCAGUCCCGACGGCCAGUGGCUACGAACGGGCGACAUUGGCUAUCUCGAUAGCGAGGGCUACCUGUACAUACAGACGCGCGACACGGACGUCUUCAAGUACAACAACUUUCAGAUCUAUCCCGAGCAGAUUGAGGAGUUCAUACUACGUCUGCCCGGCGUCAGCGAGGCCUGCGUCUUUGGCAUACCAAACGAGGUGUCCAGCAAUCUGACAGCCUGCGCUGUGGUGCGCACCUCCGAUCUGGAGGGUGAGAAACUGACAGCGGAUCAAGUGCGCAACAUCGUGGAGCGCUACUUGAGUGGCGCCUAUCAUAUACGCGGCGGCGUCUACUUCCUGAAGGCCUUGCCCAAGACCUCCAAUGACAAGCUGCAGCGGCGCAAGGUGCCCGAACUAGUUAAGAGCUUGGGCUUAGUUGCCGAAUAGAACUGUAUACCAUAUCUGUAUAUAGGUUAAGUUUUUUAUUCUUGUCGAUCAGUGUUUAAGAUCGGCAUAGAACUCUAUUGAACUGAACAGUUCAGUAGAAAUGAACAUCUGUUGACAAUAAUCUAUAUUAGGGAAUAUCUCUGAAACUUGAUCAAUUCACCUGCGCUGAUCAGUCAAAAUGAAAGAUCAUUUUAAUCUGGAGUAAAGAGCUGCCCUUCUAGAGAGCGAGAUAACACAAUAAACUUCUUAGUGUGAUCAGUAAACAUGAAGAUCACUUUAAAAGAAUAUUAAUCAACUUUAAGAUACAGAUAGUUUGAUAGUUUAAAGAUCAAGCUUAUCAAAAAGAUCAAAUGUUACGCCUACCUUUCAAUUUAAAGAUUAGUUUAUAUAAAAUGAUCCUUGAUCAAGUUCUAAAUGUAUCUAUAUCUA
Drosophila novamexicana is the source of this 2076-nucleotide messenger RNA. RefSeq names its product luciferin 4-monooxygenase. The transcript has 4 exons. Gene Ontology annotation, molecular function: long-chain fatty acid-CoA ligase activity. The record is from RefSeq and is a predicted model, not a curated record. NCBI's taxonomy places the organism in Eukaryota, Metazoa, Arthropoda, Insecta, Diptera, Drosophilidae. Bases 1 to 1647 code for a protein of 548 amino acids. Gene Ontology annotation, biological process: long-chain fatty acid metabolic process; fatty-acyl-CoA biosynthetic process.